Molecule: messenger RNA, 1498 nt
Organism: Heterobasidion irregulare TC 32-1
Lineage: Eukaryota; Fungi; Basidiomycota; Agaricomycetes; Russulales; Bondarzewiaceae
Product: glycoside hydrolase family 20 protein
Exons: 10
Coding region: 103-1329 (408 amino acids)
Biological process (GO): glycosaminoglycan metabolic process; carbohydrate metabolic process
Cellular component (GO): membrane
Molecular function (GO): beta-N-acetylhexosaminidase activity
Source: RefSeq, a predicted model, not a curated record
GACGAGGCGUACACGCUGAUCGUGCCCGCGGACGGCACGCCCGCGGUCGUGCGCGCCAACUCGACGCUCGGGCUCUUCCGCGGGCUCACGACGUUCGGCCAGAUGUGGUACGCGCUGCCCGGCGCGGGCAAGGACGCCGCGACGUACGCGCUUGGCGUGCCCGUGUGGAUCGAGGACAGCCCGGCGUACCCGUAUCGCGGGCUCACGCUCGACACCGCGCGGAACUACUUCCCUGUAGCGGACAUUAAGCGGACGCUGGACGCGAUGAGCUGGGUCAAGAUCAACACGUUCCACUGGCACGUGGUCGACUCGCAGAGCUUCCCGCUCCAGAUCCCCGGCUUCGAGGACCUCGCCGCGACGGGCGCCUACUCCGCCGAGCAGGUCUACUCCCCCGCGGACGUCGCGGAUGUCGUCGCCUACGCUGGCGCGCGCGGGAUCGACGUGCUCGCCGAGAUCGAUACGCCCGGACACACGUCGGUCAUAUCAAAGGCGCACCCGGAGCACAUCGCGUGCGCAGAGGCCACCCCAUGGGCAACAUACGCGAACGAGCCCCCCGCAGGCCAGCUGCGCCUCACGAACGCGACCGCGACGUACACCGCGUCGCUCCUGCGCGCGGCCGCCGCGCUCUUCCCGUCGUCGCUCUUCAGCACGGGCGGCGACGAGAUCAACGCGCGGUGCUACGCGGACGACGCGCAGACGCAGGCUGCGCUCGUCGCGGGCGGGCAGACGGUCGAGCAGGCGCUGAGUGACUUCGUCGGCGUGACCGGGGACGCGGUGCGCGGCGCGGGGAAGCGCGUCGUGGUGUGGGAAGAGAUGGUGCUGGACCAUAACGUGACGCUCGCGAACGACACGGUCAUCAUGGUCUGGAUCUCGUCCCUGAACGCGGCGAAGGUCGCGCAGAAGGGGUUCGACCUCGUCCACGCUGCGUCCGACUACUUCUACCUCGACUGCGGCGGCGGCGGAUGGGUCGGCGCGUACCCCGAAGGCAACAGCUGGUGCGACCCCUUCAAGACCUGGCAAAAGGCCUACUCCUUCGACCCGCUCGCGAACCUAACCACCCCCACCGAGCGCGCACGCGUCCUCGGCGGGCAGCACCUCCUCUGGACCGAACAAUCCGGCCCCGCGAACCUCGACCCCGUCGUCUGGCCGCGCGCCGCCGCCUCCGCCGAGGUCUUCUGGUCCGGCGCCGCCGCGACCGCGAACGUGAGCGCCGCGCUGCCGCGCCUGCACGACGUCGCGUACCGGUUUGAGCGCCGUGGCGUAAGGGCGAUAAGGUUGCAGCCCGAGUGGUGUGCGCUGAGGCCGGGGGCGUGUGAUUUGACGGCGUGAGUGCCGGGGAGGGGAACGUUGGAGUGGGCGAGGGGGUGGUUCGUGCUUGUGGGUUGGGUUGGAGGCGGACUCUUUCGUAGUGCUGAUUAUAUAGGUCGCGCGGGCUGGACCGGAUUGUAGUUAUUUCUUUGGUUUCUCUGGAGCUCUUUUCGUUUGCUCCCUCUAUCAC